GAUUUCUCUGAGACGUCCCUAGGUAGAGCUGUGAUCGCUGAAACUAAUUUGUUGAAAUCCACAAAAUUUAAUAUCUUUCGACCCAAAAUUCAUUUGUAAAAUGCAGCAUGAUGAUGUAAGUAAUCAGCUGUAGUUAUACUUUUGUAUUGUUUGUUCAUCAAAACAACCAAGACAAUUAUUGACUAUCACACAUGUGAUUUUUGAGCGACAAUACAGUAAUUUAAACUUUUCAUCGUUCAGGUUAUCUGGAGUAUCAUCAAUAAAAGUUUUUGUUCUUUCAAGACACGGUAAGGCUAAUGUCUAAAUGAUCAAUUGCGUUAAUUUAUUUUCUUUGAUAGUAUGAAAAGUCAACACUUCUGUAGAAAUGAGUACAGCCUUACUGGAUUGUGUAACAGACAUUCUUGUCCAUUAGCGAACAGUCAAUAUGCAACUGUCAGAGAAGAAAAAGGUGAAAUUUUUCUGUAUAUGAAAACCGUAGAACGAGCUGCGUUUCCUAGAAAGCUUUGGGAAAAAGUUAAACUUAACAGAAACCUUGAAAAAGCUCUUGAUCAAAUUAACACACAUCUGGCUUAUUGGCCGAACUAUGUAAAAAAUAAGUGUAAACAACGAUUACUAAGAAUUAGACAGUACUUGACCAGAAUUCGAAGAAUUACCUUGAAGCGUCAAAGAAAAGUUGUUCCAUUGAGCAGAAAAGUCGAACGGCGAGAAGAUAGGCGAGAAAAGAAAGCACUUAUUGCAGCUAGACUAGACACAGCUAUAGAAAAAGAAUUACUCGAUCGAUUGAAAACAGGAACUUAUGGUGAUAUGUACAAUUUCAAUCAGGCUGCAUUUAAUAAAGUUUUGGAUAAAGAAGAGGAGGAUGAAGAUAAUCAAGCUGAGCAAGAAUACGAAGCUUCUUCCGACGAAGAAGAACAAGUUGAAUACGUGGGUGAAGAUGAAUUUGAAAUGAGCGACGAGGAUAUUGAAGAUACCGCAAUUAGAAUACCUGGCGAAGAAUCUGACGAAAGUUCUGAGGAGGAGAAACCUGUGAAGAAAUUAAGUAAGAAAGCCAGAGUUGAAAUAGAAUAUGAGCAGGAGACAGAACCUAAGAGGAAGAUGAAGACUUGAUUUAUAUAUAUUUAUAUAUACAUAUAUUCCCUCAAAUAUUUGUUUUUGAAAAUACACUUCCCUUCGGUGAGGUAUAUAUAUUUUUAUGGAGAUUUCAAUAAAAUAUUAUUGUGAAUACGUAAAUUGAAAUUUUAAUCAUAAAAUAUUUUCCCCAACUAAAUUUUUUUCCAAAGAACUAAUGAAAUUUAUGUGGCUUAAUUUAGCAAAAAAUGACUCCACCAGUUUAUAAAGAGAAUUUUGGAAAAAUUGAAACUUGAAUGUCUCUUUACUGAUACUUUUUUUACAAAGCAUUUAUUAAUAAAA
Messenger RNA from Dimorphilus gyrociliatus, 1410 nucleotides. Lineage: Eukaryota; Metazoa; Annelida; Polychaeta; Dinophilidae. The record is from the annotation of a GenBank genome assembly.